GGUGAUACGAUCUGGCCUGUCGACGAGGGAAUCAGCAGAAUCGAUGGAGUUCCGUUGUUCGGCUCUGCCGGCCACGCCACAGACGCACGGCACUGCGGCGAGUAGUCAUGAUGAGUCGCCAUGCCCAGGGCCGUUGCCUGCUGUAAAUCCCACAAGGUUGGCUCAGGUGACUCCGCUGCAAGCCGUGUCCCUGGGAACCAUGGCAACGCCUGAAGCGGAGAGGACGUACACGCACGAUCCCUUGUUGCCAGAGACAAUCGUGCCAAAUGAGGAGUUCCGUUUUGACAGCAAAGAUGAAGCCGAAGAAUUUUACAAGUUCUACGCGGGCAAGGCAGGAUUUGGUGUUCGCAUAACCAGGACUAGAACUACUGUACUGGAGUUAUCGUGUAAUAAACAAGGGCACUGGGAUUAG
Panicum virgatum (switchgrass) is the source of this 412-nucleotide messenger RNA. RefSeq lists its product as uncharacterized. The record is from RefSeq and is a predicted model, not a curated record. NCBI's taxonomy places the organism in Eukaryota, Viridiplantae, Streptophyta, Magnoliopsida, Poales, Poaceae. Bases 44 to 412 code for a protein of 122 amino acids. The transcript is spliced from 2 exons.